Molecule: messenger RNA, 744 nt
Organism: Drechmeria coniospora
Lineage: Eukaryota; Fungi; Ascomycota; Sordariomycetes; Hypocreales; Ophiocordycipitaceae
Product: Acyl-CoA N-acyltransferase
Exons: 1
Coding region: 1-744 (247 amino acids)
Molecular function (GO): acyltransferase activity, transferring groups other than amino-acyl groups
Source: RefSeq, a predicted model, not a curated record
AUGUCGCCUUCACUGUUGCAAGAUCCUCUUCCGAAGCAGACCAUGGAUUCGGUCGUCGCCGUCGCCAAGACCGCCUUCCAGUCGGCUCGACUCAAGUACAUCAAGAUCGACGAGGCAGACGAGCACAUCAAGGCCUUCAUACCCGACGUCGAUGAUGACCCGCUCAUGCAAGUGCUCGCCUCGCCCGACAUGCUGCGACCCAAGGGCAAAAAGGACAUCGACCACUACAUGGAGCAGCAAUCCAAGUCCUUUCUCGGCGUCGCCGUAUGCCUGCUGCCCGAGGAGGAGUCGAAGCAUGCCGACGAGGAAAGGCGCUCCGGAAGCGACGACGGCGACGAGAACGGCGUCCGGGAGGGCGGCAAGGAGAACAAGACGGAGACGACGACGGCCGGGCCGACCAUCAUCGGCACCAUGUGCCUCGGCUGGGGCGGGCAGCCGCAGUCCAUGUCGCACCACCGCAACUCGUCCAUCGGCAUCACGCUGGCCACCAAGUACCAGAACAAGGGAUACGGGCGCGAGGCCAUCAACUGGAUGCUCGACUGGGCCUUUCGACACGCCGGCAUGCACACCGUGAGCAUCGUGACCUACUCCUUUAACGAGCGGGGCGCCCAUCUCUACCGCGACAUUGGCUUCCAGCUCGAGGGGCGCCGAAGGCAGGUUGCCUGGUUCGACCGCAAGUGGUACGAUGAGCUGUGGUUCGGCAUGAUGGAAGGCGAAUGGGAGAAGCUGCGCGGGUUGGUCUAG